AUGGCUGGGGGAGGUGAAGUAGCAGCUGAGCCGAUGGAAGCAGAUAGCGACAAUGUUGCCUCCAAACGCCAGCGUGCCCGUUAUGGCCACAAUCGCGUUCCUUCAGACGGCGUCUAUGGCCAUCCCGAAGAGCUUGACCAGUCCUCAGAAACACGAGAACGUCGACACGCGGCGAUAAGCAUUUUAGGCGACACUGAGCUCUUGACCUUUCAUGCUCUAGCAAGUAAUGAGUCAAUUCCUCAAGCUCGUCAGCGGUUUCUUCACCAUCUGAUUGGCAUCCCACCGCCCACUGCUCGGCCCUUUGCUAUUCAAGAUGUGUCUCGACACCGCCUCGAUGAUAUGCAGCACAUCUACCCCCGUCGACCACCCCAAUUGCAUCCUAAGGAUGCCGGUGCUCAGAAAAAUAGUGGUAAUAAGUCCGGCUAUACGACUUAUGAGGAAGCACCCACUGUGGUUGAUAUUAUCGAGGUUAAUGGCGGCUGGGAAGGAAAUCUUGACAGUCAAAAUAAGACAAAAAGUGUUUCCGCUAGCGGAAGCAGCAGAAGUGGUGGAGGACCAAGCUCAAGCCAUACUAGAAUCAAGGGUAAAGGAAGAUAG
Molecule: messenger RNA, 597 nt
Organism: Ophidiomyces ophidiicola
Lineage: Eukaryota; Fungi; Ascomycota; Eurotiomycetes; Onygenales; Onygenaceae
Exons: 3
Coding region: 1-597 (198 amino acids)
Source: RefSeq, a predicted model, not a curated record